AUGUCUGCGCCAAGGUAAGAAACUUUGAGCUUCUUUCACUGACACAUCAGCAGAAAAGAAAGUCGAAUGUGAUCAGAUAAGCUGACUUUUGUUCAUGACACUGAUUAAACAUUGUCAUUUUUAGCUCACAUGCACGCACUACGUGAUCUGUAGGAAGAUUUCAGUGUUCGCUUAAAUAAAGAAAGGAAAAAGAAAUGGACACGAAUUAAGUAGGAAAAAAAUAGGGUAUUUACAUUGUUAACAUCACAAUUUUCUACCUUGCAAUAUUACAUAACUAUGAUAAAGUUUGUUCUUUGGAACCAUAAUGAUACAAUGCAUGUUGAUAUCGUGUGUAAACCUCCUCUGGUGACAUCUGCUGGCCAUGGCAUGUAACUUCAACAACAAACUGAAAUUUUAGGCCCUGAAAUGGCCAGUACCUGGUUUUCAUUAUUAGGAAGAAGUUCAAAUGCAAAGAAAGGAAAAAAACUUCAUUUCAACACUUGAUCUUUAAGGUUAUGCCAUCUGUUUUUCUGUAUAGAAAGGAGCUCCGGGGGGCCUUGUGCCGCUACACCAUUGACACCCUCAUCUACAUCGACACAGUGAGGAAAUUCUGCCAGAGUAUCUCUAAAUGGGUGCUGGGCAGAGAGUCAGAGCUGAAAAGGCUAAGGGAUAUCAAAGAAAGGGCUGACAGGAUCAAUCUAGGCAUUGGCCAUGUUACCAAGUCAGAGAGCAAAGGAAAAGCCUUUGUGGAGUAUAUGAAGAGCACCAACAGCACACGUGAGGAGCUGGAGAAUGAGCUGACUGCUGUGCUGAAAGACACUUUGUUAGAGCUGAAGAAGCUCCACUGUUUCUUGGAUGCAGUGGAGAGGCUGGCAGUCACCUCACUUAGUGUGUUCUCAGAGGAGGGGAAGGUGGUGUUUCACCUGCCAAAAGGGGUCGGCCCUGAUGAUAUUCAGGUUGCAAUCGCUGCUGCACGACAGACCUGCCCUCUGCUUCUGAAGUUUAAAAGAGAUGCAGCUGUCUUCUUCUUUCCCAAACUGCAGAAUGUGGAAGUUCUGGCAAAUCAGCUGGAAAGAUACAUCCAGACCACCCAAAGGAUCUGUGGGAUGAUGGAGAAAAGGUAAAGUGGCAUUCCUUUACAGUAGUGUGCACAUUUUGUUCAACAGAAGCCCAUUGAAGUUAUUAAAUGUGUCUGUGUCUCAACAGCACUGUCAGUGACUUUGACCUGAAGAUGACUAAGAAGACUGAGGUGGACCUGAGUGUGGAUCUGUCUGAAGAUGAGGUGCAGAGGAUGCUUGAUCACAUCAAGCAGCUGGAUGACAUCAGGUUAACAUUAUACUUUGAGGAUUUUUAUAGACUCUGUGCAAGAUUGUACCAUUUCCUAUAUUGUAAUUGUGAUCUAAUGAAAUAUUUCAAAGAUAUUUAUUUACAUAAUGCAAAAUAACUGACAUACAGGCUCAGCUCAAGAAUAAAAUAUCUCAAAGGACCGUUUAGAAAAAAGGAUCAAUGAUACAGAAAUGUCAACCGUAGGAAACUGUUCAUUUCUUCUCUCUGUACACGGUCGGGGCUCCGUCUGCAUGAAUCACUGCAUCACUGUGGCGUGGUGUGGAGAUGAUCAGUCUGUGGCUCUGCUGGAGUGUUAUUUAAGCUCAGGUUGCUUUCAUAGUAGCCAUCAGCACAUUUUACAUUUUUGACUGAUGGGGACAUUAAUUGUAACUUAUCUCUAACCUACUUUUGUUAUUUACUCUUCUCUCUUUAUCAGGAUGAACCAACACUUCCGGCUGGUCUAUCUUUUUCUUGACAAAUUCUGCUCUAGCUUCCUGGAUGAGUUCAACAAACGGCGACCUCAGAUGCUGCAGUUUCUUGAUGAGCUGGAGGAAUCUGCUGUUCAGCUCGAUCGUAUGAAUAAGGGUGCAAAGAUCUCCAGUGUAGUGGGCAGCUCAGUCGGGGCUGUUGGUGGCGUGCUCUCCAUCAUUGGUUUGGCCUUGAUUCCUGUUACAGCUGGCGUAUCUCUGGGUCUUAACAUGGCUGGGUUAGGGCUCGGCAUCACUAGUGGGGUCAAUAGUAUGGUCACUACGACAACAGAGAUCGAAGUAAACCAAACACAACGAGAAAGAGCUGAUGGGGUCUUCAAGAGGUUCAUGGAGGACGUGCAGAGUAUCCAGAAUUGUCUGGACGAGGCCAGCUCUCAAACAGUCCCCGACCUAGAAGCACUUCCUUUAGGAGCAGUUUUCAAUGUGCUCCGUAAAAAAUGAGGAGGUGAUUGUACGUGCUGGUAAGGUGGUGGCUCAGGAAGGUAAAGCUUUACGCAACGUCCCCAGGGUGGCUGCAGACAUCCCAGAUCUGGGACAGGCAGCAGUGAAGGGACCCCUUGCCCUCUCUAAAUCAUCCAGGGCAGGUUUCAUUGUGCUCAAUGCCCUUUUUCUUGGCAUGGAUGUGUUCUUCAUCUGCAAAGACAGCAUCAGUCUGUCUAAAGGCAGUGAGACAGAGGUGUCUCAGAUCAUCAGGGCCAGAGCGGCACUGUGGCGCUCAGAGAUUGACGCAUGGGGGAACAUCUGUGAUUCCCUGUGUGAAGGUUUGCAGAUGUCAGAGAAAAACAAAGCCCUCCUGGACAUGCCUUUUAUCCAGAGCUAG
Xyrichtys novacula (pearly razorfish) is the source of this 2613-nucleotide messenger RNA. The record is from the annotation of a GenBank genome assembly. Lineage: Eukaryota; Metazoa; Chordata; Actinopteri; Labriformes; Labridae.